Messenger RNA from Chelonia mydas (Green sea turtle), 3361 nucleotides. It is a transcript of the gene SNRPB, whose product is annotated as small nuclear ribonucleoprotein polypeptides B and B1. Gene Ontology annotation, molecular function: RNA binding. NCBI's taxonomy places the organism in Eukaryota, Metazoa, Chordata, Testudines, Cheloniidae. Gene Ontology annotation, biological process: mRNA splicing, via spliceosome. Bases 2484 to 3206 code for a protein of 240 amino acids. Gene Ontology annotation, cellular component: U4/U6 x U5 tri-snRNP complex; U2-type prespliceosome; U5 snRNP. The record is from RefSeq and is a predicted model, not a curated record. The transcript has 7 exons.
GCCCCAGAGGGAAUGACCAGGUGAUCCAUCAAGUGAUCCAUCUCCUGUUGCCCAUUCCUGGCUUCUGGCAAACAGAGGCUAGGGACACCAUCCCUGCCCAUCCUGGCUAAUAGCCAUUGAUGGAUCUAUCCUCCAUGAAUUUAUCUAGUUCUUUUUUGAACCCUGGUAUAGUCUUGGCCUUCACAACAAACUCUGGCAAAGAGUUCCACAGGUUGACUGUGCAUUGUGUGAAGACAUACUUCCUUUUGUUUGUUUUAAAUCUGCUGCCUAUUAAUUUAAUUUGGUGACCCCUAAGUUUUUGUGUUUGAGGAGUAAAUAACACUUCCUUGUUUACUUUCUCCACAAUAGUCAUGAUUUUAUAGACCUCCAUCAUAUCCCCCCUUAGCCAUCUCUUUUCCAAGCUGAAAUGUCCCAGUCUUAUUAAUCUCUCCUCGUAUGGAAGCUGUUCCAUGUCCCUAAUCAUUUUGGUUGCCCAUCUCUGUACCUUUUCCAAUUCUAAUAUCUCUUUUGAGAUGAGGCAUCCAGAACUGCACACAGUAUUCAAGAUGUGAGUGUGCCAUGGAUUUAUAUAUAAGCAAUAUAUUUUCUGUCUUAUUAUCUAUCCCUUUCUUAAAGAUUCCCAACAUUCUGUUUGCUUUUUUGACUGCUGCUGCACAUUGUGUGGAUGUUUUCAGAGAACUAUCCACAAUGGCACAAAGAUCUCUUUCUUGAGUGGUAACAGCUAAUUUAGACCCCAUCAUUUUGUAUGUAUAGUUGGGAUUAUGUUUUCCAAUGUGCACUACUUCGCAUUUAUCAACAUUUAAUUUCAUUCGCCAUUUUGUUGGUCAGGUCACCCAGUUUUGUGAGAUCUCUUUGUAACUCUUCACAGUCUGCUUUUGAACUUUUCACCAGUCUCCUACAUCGUCUCUUAGUUUGGCUUCAGCCAGCUAUUCUACACUGAGACUGAGCUUCUCCAAGCACCAGGAUAGCUGGGAAACGAUAAUGUUUGUAAAGGAGCUCUAAAGCUGGGUGUUAUCUUCAUAUUGCUAUCAUUGGAGCUUCUGUUGUCUCCUAGACUCAAUUUACUGUUCCUGGGAUUCAGAGGAGUGGGUGAUGUCUAUGAACCACUGUAGACUGGCUAGUCCUAGCAGCAAGAAGUGCUGCUUUGUACAGUUUGGUGCAGGCAUUCAGAUUGGAAAACCAAUUAAUAUUCCAGAAUAAUUCAGGAGGGAGUGAUUUAACAGCUCCUAAAACAGGGACGUAGCAUCUCUUAACCACUUCCACAAUGUAGACAUGUCAAAAAUUUUGUGUGAUUUAUUUACUACAAAUAUCAUGCACAUUUUAAAUAUAUUUAAAAAUGGAAGAGGAACUUUUCUUUCAGAAAGGCCAGUGCCAACUUCCUUCAAACAACCGUUUGUUAUGUUAAGCUCUUGCUCAAGAAAUUGUUUCUUAGCUCUGGCUUUCUUGAUGGUUAUUACAUUGUCUUAAACGUUUUCUUUGGUAAGGGUUCAGAGGUUUGUGGCACAGCACCUUUGGUGUCAAUAGGUAUCUCUGGUUUCAUAGUAGCAGCCGUGUUAGUCUGUAUUUGCAAAAAGAAAGGGAGUACUUGUGGCACCUUAGAGACUAACAAAUUUAUUUGAGCGUAAGCUUUUGUGAGCUACAGCUCACAACUGAAGGCAUCCGAUGAAGUGAGCUGUAGCUCACGAAAGCUUACGCUCAAAUAAAUUUGUUAGUCUCUAAGGUGCCACAAGUCCUCCUUUUCUUUUUGUGAAUAGGUAUCUGUGUUCCCUAGUUCCUUUAGCUUCUGCUGUGAUGCCUACAAGAAAAUAGCUUAGUAGGGCACCUGCCUGUCUAGAUCAGCACUCAGGAGUGAGCUAGCCAUCCUUCCAGAGAGCAGAGGUGAAACUCGCGGGAAGCAGCAGAAUCCUAGAUGAGGGAAGGCCAGGGGACUGGAUUGUGUGUAUGGGGCGGGCAGGCAAAUGCAGCAUGUUUAAUCUAAACACUAAAACCACCCGUCACCUGUCUGCAGGCCGUGUCCCUCGCGGCCUUUGCCUGGGGCAGGCCCGCUGAGGGAAGCGCCAGGGUAGCUCAGGCACCGCCAGCGUCCAGUAAUAAACGACGGCGACGGACGCUUUCACCCCGCCCCGGGCUUGCCCUCGAGACCCCGGCCCCCGCGGCUGGCGAGGCUCGGGCCGGCGCGGGAGGGGCCAGGGAGGGAACAGGCUGUGGCGGGCAGCAGCACCGCCGCCCCCGUUCUUUUCCGUGAAACCCCACCGGAAACACCUCCGGUCCCCGCGGCCAGAGGAAAGGGGGAACACUUUGUGCGCGGGCCGUGCUGGCACUUCCGGUCUGGUCCAAACAGCAGGGAGGGACCGGAAGUGUAGGGGGCACAGUUAUCGCACGGACACUUCCGGGUCAGAUGUCUUUUCCGCUGUGAGCAGGCGGUCGGCGAGGCUGCGGCGGGAGAAAUUGGUGGGGGUGCUGGUGUCGGAAAAGCCGCAGCCAUGACUGUGGGGAAGAGCAGCAAGAUGCUGCAACACAUCGAUUAUCGCAUGAGGUGCAUCCUGCAGGAUGGACGUGUCUUCAUCGGCACUUUCAAGGCCUUCGACAAGCACAUGAACUUGAUCCUGUGUGAUUGCGAUGAGUUCCGCAAGAUCAAACCCAAGAAUUCAAAGCAGCCGGAGCGGGAAGAGAAACGGGUCCUGGGUCUGGUAUUGCUGCGAGGAGAGAACCUGGUGUCUAUGACAGUUGAGGGGCCACCUCCAAAAGAUACUGGCAUUGCCCGGGUGCCUCUAGCUGGAGCUGCAGGAGGACCUGGAGUUGGGAGGGCAGCUGGACGAGGAGUGCCAGCUGGUGCUCCCAUGCCACAGGCGCCAGCAGGGUUAGCUGGUCCUGUCAGAGGAGUGGGAGGACCAUCCCAACAGGUGAUGACGCCUCAGGGCCGUGGAACAGUUGCUGCUGCUGCUGCUGCAGCCACAGCUAGUAUAGCCGGAGCUCCUACCCAAUACACACCAGGCCGUGGUGGUCCUCCCCCUCCAAUGGGGAGAGGAGCACCUCCUCCAGGAAUGAUGGGACCACCUCCUGGCAUGAGACCACCCAUGGGUCCACCCAUGGGAAUGCCACCUGGCCGAGGUGCACCCAUGGGAAUGCCUCCCCCAGGGAUGAGACCGCCUCCCCCAGGGAUGAGAGGUCCCCCUCCCCCUGGUAUGCGCCCACCACGACCUUAAGAUGUUCUGUGCUGUUACUGUGGAUUGUGUGGGAGCUAGAGUUAAGUGAAUGGGCUCUGUUUUGCCCCCUGAACGGCCUAGGAUUCAUUAUGUAUAUUUUUUUUCUAUUUACUGGCUGUAAAAUUUGCCCUUUUUAAUAAAGUUAGAAAACUCUC